Molecule: messenger RNA, 1224 nt
Organism: Spathaspora passalidarum NRRL Y-27907
Lineage: Eukaryota; Fungi; Ascomycota; Pichiomycetes; Serinales; Debaryomycetaceae
Product: palmitoyltransferase
Exons: 2
Coding region: 1-1224 (407 amino acids)
Cellular component (GO): endoplasmic reticulum membrane
Molecular function (GO): protein-cysteine S-palmitoyltransferase activity
Source: RefSeq, a predicted model, not a curated record
AUGAUUCAACUCAAGUGGCCAAUACUUGGUGUUAUAAUUCCCUCCAUAAUCAUUGCAGUAUUGGGAUAUGGAUCGCAUUACUUUGUCUUACAACACCACCUAUCCUUCCGAGAGCAAAUGUGGUUCGAGUUCUACGUGACCAUGGUAUGGAUAUCAUAUCUUCUUGCCAUAAUCACCAGUCCUGGAACACCGCCUUCCAAUUAUAAACCACCUAAAGGUGAAUGGAAACGAUAUUGCAAGAAAUGUAACAAUUUCAAACCUCCACGAACCCAUCAUUGCAAAGUAUGCAACGCUUGUGUAUUACAAAUGGACCACCAUUGUCCUUGGACUUAUAAUUGUGUUGGAUAUGGCAACUUGCCUCAUUUCCUUAGAUUUCUCGGUUGGACAUUUUGGACAACUAGUUAUUUAUUCGUAUUGUUGUGCCAGAGGAUCUAUCUGUAUUAUGAACAGGCAGAUUUACCUAUAUAUUUAAUCAGCAAGACAGAGAUGGCAGCUGUGAUAUUCUUGACACCCAUUGACUUCUUUAUAUGUUUCCUGCAAUUGGUGUUGUUGAUUAGAGUGUUUGGUCACAUAUUCAAAGGGAUGACCCAAAUUGAAACAUGGGAAUGGGAAAGAAUUGAUUCUCAGUUUUAUUCAGAACAUUUAUGGGAAACGAUCCGAUCAAACUAUUCACAGUUGCAUGGCAAAGAAAUGCCUAAACUUGUGUCCUGGAGUGGAUCGAGCGCGACUAUUGCUCGCCAAUUAGCAGAACAAGAAAUAGAAGCUAACGAAGAACAAGAGCAAGAGUUUGAAAUAAUUAGCAAGGAACCAUCGGAUGAAUCACUUAUUCCCAAGGAAUUCACUAUGGACGAUAUGGUCUUCCCUUAUGACCUCGGAUUCUUUAAAAACUUGACAAAUGCCCUUGGAUACCCUUGGAUGUGGCUCUUGCCGUUUGCCGGACCAAACUCCGAUGGAGUAGUACCCGAAAAGUCUGAAGAAUAUCAAGAAGAAGAUCAAUUAAAUUUGCCGUGGCCUCCAGAUGGUGGGAGUCGAGAACAUGUGGUUAAAAACACCCAGUAUGAUUACGAUAAAUUGAAACAAAUUCGCAAUUAUCAAGAAUUAAGGAAAAGACUUGAUCCAAGACUCAAUAUGCAACGUAAUGAAUGGAUGGAUCAUGCUGGGUCUACGUUGGAUGAUUUUGGGGUAGAUAUAGAAGUUGAGCAGGAAGAGUCGCUUGAGAAGUGA